This is a messenger RNA of Corapipo altera (White-ruffed manakin), 1184 nucleotides long. Its product is annotated as potassium-transporting ATPase alpha chain 1-like. Gene Ontology annotation, molecular function: P-type sodium:potassium-exchanging transporter activity. Lineage: Eukaryota; Metazoa; Chordata; Aves; Passeriformes; Pipridae. The annotation marks the transcript as partial. The record is from RefSeq and is a predicted model, not a curated record. The transcript is spliced from 4 exons. Gene Ontology annotation, biological process: proton transmembrane transport; intracellular sodium ion homeostasis; sodium ion export across plasma membrane.
CUCCGCCCACCCGGAACCCCCCAGAUCCCCGGACUCCCCCCGGACGCCUGUGGAGGGGUUCUGGGGGGUCCUGGGGGAGUUUUGGGGGAUCUUCGGGGGUUUUGGGGGGUCCUGGGGAGUUUUUUUAGGGAUCCCCCAAGAUCCGGGUCAAACCUCCUCUGGAAACCUGUGGGGGGGUUUUGCUCCCUCCCCCCAAAGCCCGGGUCCCUUUAAGGGGGAACCUGGGACACCAGAGUCCCCCCCCAAAAUUCUCGUGUCCCCUCCCCCCAGGACACCUUCCCCCCCCCAAAGUGAGAGCAAAGCACGAUGGGAACCCAGAGACCCCCCCCCCGACCCCCCCAGCCCCCCAAUAAGGGCGAUAAAGGCGAUAAAUCCGCGUUAAUUGUGAUUAAUCAAUUAAUCAUUAACGAGGCAAAGCCCUGAUAAGGCCCUACCUGAUAAGGGGGGGGGAUCAAGGGCGGCCCGAGGGCACCGGGGCUGGGGGGUCCCUCCCCUCCCAAAAAGGGAUCCAGGUGUGUCCAGGUGUCCCAAAAAGGGGACCCAGGUGUCCCCUGCCCCCCAAAAAUGGGGAUCCAGGUUUGUCCAGGUAUCCCAAAAAGGGACCCAGAUGUGUCCAGGUGUCCCCUCCACCCAAAAAGGGGCUCAGGUGUGUCCAGGUGUCCCAAAAAAAACCCCAGACAUGUCCAGGUGUCCCCUCCCCCCAAAAGGGGACCAGGUAUCCCCUCCCCCCCGGCAGGGUCACCUUGGGGCGGUGCCCACGGGGGGUAUAAGGGGAGGUGGGGACGGCACUGGGAGCACUGGGAGCCGCCAUGGGGAAGGAGAGUUUCGAGCUGGGGCCGCCGGCCCCGACCCCCAAAAAGGGCCGCGGGAAGAGGAGGGAGAAGGAGAAGCUGGAGGACAUGAAGAAGGAGAUGGAUGUGGAUGAUCACAAGCUCGACGUGAACGACCUGGAGAUCAAGUACAGCACCAGCGUCACCAAGGGCCUGUCGGAGGCCGUGGCGGCCGAGCGGCUGCUCCGGGACGGCCCCAACGAGCUUCGCCCCCCCCGCGGGACCCCCGAGUGUGUGAAGUUCGGGCGGCAGCUGGCAGGGGGGCUGCAGUGCCUCAUGUGGGUGGCAGCGGCCAUUUGCCUCAUCGCCUACGGGGUCCAGGAGGGAGAGGGAGACCGCGGCUCCUCCGACAAC